GGCAUCAGGAAGUGGCUCCAAAGUUUUAAGUGUUUAAGCAGACGCGGCGAGAAGUGUUUAGCGGCGCGGUAAAGAACAUUGUCACCUGGAGCAGAGGGAGGGAGGGAGCGUGCCUGCUGCUGCUGCCGUGCCUGCUGAGGGCGUUAAAUGAAGGAGAACUGACCAUCAUGCUGCGCUUUCGUCUGCUGCUGCUACUUCUACUAAGACUCUCUGUCUGCCUGGAGGAGGGCGAGGGCGAGGCGGGCAGCGGGGUGGAGGUUGAGCCGCGCUUCCUACACGAACAGCUAAGCCUCAACGUGUCCGUCCAGCUCGGCUCCACGGCCUACCUGCACUGCCGCGUCGAGGGAAUCAACGACCAGAGCGUGUCAUGGUACCGGAAGUCAGGUGAUGAGAUCCAGCUCAUUACCUUCGAUUUCCAGACGUACCACAACGACGACAGGUUCGCCGUCACCUUCGCCCAACCCAACGACUGGCGGCUGAGAAUUCGAUUUGUGCAACGGCGUGACGAGGGGAGUUACCAAUGUCAGGUGUCCACGCAUCCACCACUCAUCCAUACCGUGCAUCUCCAGGUCGUGGAGGCCUCCAUACAGAUCCUGGACGAGCGUGGCGUGGAGCUGCGCGAAAAGUUUUACCGCGAGGGUUCGACGAUGGAGCUGCAGUGCCUCGUGGCGGACGUGCCCACCGCCACGGCCCUGCAGCUAUCCUGGUACCACCACCACCACAGGCUCAACUACGACGACCCCCGCGGCGGUGUGAGCCUCAAGACGGAGCUGCGCGGGUCCGUGGCUCGUUCGUGGCUCCGUGUCAGCCAGGCGGGACGACGGGACUCCGGCGUCUACUACUGCAACGUGACCAACCUCGCCGCCGCCAGUGUGACCAUCCACGUGGUGCCCGACGAGUACCCCGCGGCCAUCCAGGGCGCGCCGACCCCCUCUCUGUGCGGCCUCACCCUACUGGCCUCCCUGCUGACCUCUCUGCUGACCGCCGGAUGGCCCCCUCACAGAUAGCAGACGGCCCGCCAUUUGCCCUGCCUACCGUAGCGCCCCUCAGCAAGUCAAGUCGGAGAGAGAGCGAAGACAACGCAUUCUCGGUUCCACACACCGCUACAACACGAACGAGACACGACACCAAUCAAACGAAUCAAACUUCUUCCAGACCCAAACAUAUCUUUUAUACCAAGCCUUCAUCUUUUCCCAACAAGACGUUCUCCGUUGCACACACGCUACAGCACAUCACAAAGCAACACGGACAUGACACGGAAAACUCGAGAGGGAAGCCUGGCAACACGAGGACAGCAUCGUGAGGAGCAGGUGUCCCGCGGGUGUUGGUUUUCUGUAUUGUUUUUAGUCGCUGUCUCUCAAGCCGGGCUCCAUGGUUCCCCGGGGGGCCACAACGGAAUCUUAGGCGGGCCAUAGAAGACGGUGCUGUAGUGCUAGAUAUGGAAUGGGGUUUUUUUUAUCAUUGUCAGAGGGGAAUAUAUUCUUUUCUAUUGUAUGAUUGUUUGGCUAUUUUUUGUCUGUUUGGUGGAGUUAUAUGAAGAGUAGCGAAUAGUUCAGGGCAAAUUCCGCGGCCUCUAAAAUUAUUGUGCUAACCGAGACCUCUGAAGAGAAAAAUACUGACUAUGUUGGUAUUCAUUGAAUCAGCCAAAUCCGAGGUGAGGUCACACUCGGACUCCUUAACACCAUUUCUAACUACGUACUUAUUUGUGUGGCUGGUUCUCUGCCCUUCCUCAGACAGAAUAAACAAACAGGUUGGAUGUGGAGCCGGGUAUGCGAUUCACUUUAUCUGUGGCUCCCUUGGAAUCAGUAAACUAACAAAGUAAACAUUGUCAUCCAUCAUCCUGAACUGUGACAAAACCAUUCUGAUUGACGACUGUCCACAUUAAGAGGAAUAUCACAGUACUUAUAAUGUUUUUCAUUCUUAUUUUCCAGGGGUCUGGGAGAGGUAAGCUGAAGGGGGUCACAAGAGAGACAUCAUCUCAUUAGGGACACUGCAUUAACACAGAGAAAAAUCCCGUAAUGAACACGACUGAGUGCCGGGAACUUGUACUCAGAAGGUCAAAGUUCGAACCCCGGCACUCAAUGGUGUUCAUUACGACACAUGAUCUCGUGGGAAUAGAGGGAAAAAAGUUGUUUUACGCGGAAACGGUCGUGGGCACAAAAAUGCUAUGUCUGUUAGUCUCCGGAGGGGGACAGCUGUCACACAACACAACGCGUCAAAAACAAACCAAAAAAUGUGAGUUGUGGGGAGCCUGUUGGGGACGGCUGCCCCUCGCAACGGUGUCCCGAAGGAAGAAAUGCUCCAGUGCUCACAGCCACAGACACAACCACAAACAGACACAAAUACAGACACAGAUGCACAGACAUACACAGACACAUACACAGACACAGCAAAGACAACCAGACACAGGCACAGACAAAGACAGCCAAACACACAGAUACAUACACAGACAAAGACACAGACAAAGACAACCAGAAACACACACACACACACACACACACACACACACACACACACACACACACACACACACACACACAGCCAGAACAGUAAUCAAUAACACUCCGUCAGCCGCAGCAAAGGCCACCCCAACACUUCAUCUGCUCUGCUCUGAGGGGGCGCCGCACCCACCCAUCCCGACACCUAAGGGUAAAGCAAACCAAACCCGCAGCCACGCCUAUCAUGACGCAAACGUUCGGGGUCUGAGGGAGAGCGGCGCCGACCUCGUCUGAAAAUUUAACCUACACGCACUUGGAAACACUGACAUACGAAACAUGACCACUUAGCGAACUCCGAUGUCGAGGUCGAGGUGUUUUUAUGUGGCUGUGUGAAGAGAGUAUCACCAGAAUCGCUAAUUAGGUUUGUGUUCUCAGACGCUUCCAGCUCUCACUACAAACAUUUCCAAAGGGCCACAAAGGAGAAAAGUCUGGUUCUAAUGAGUGGUUCUUAAGUUAACGGUGCAGAAGCCUUGUCAAACUAUCACUAGGCACAUAAGACUAUCCAUAGAAAUACCCAAAACGAUAUCUACCAAUGCCUUUUUUAAAUGUGAGUGUGACAGGACCCUAUUCUCAGACGCUCUAGGUUCUCACUAUAAUUAUUUCUAAGGGCCACAGUGGAGAUUAGUCGUGUUCUGAUGAGUGAGUGGUUCUUACGUUAACGGUGCAGAAGUCUUGUCAAACUAUCACUAGGCACAUAAAGUUACCCUUCGAAAUACCCACAACAACCUCUGCCAAAGCCUUGUUAAAUGUGAGUAUGACAGGACCCUAUUCUGAAGACGCUCUCGGCUCACUAUAGAUUUUUCCAAGGGACGCAAUGGAGAUUAGUCGGGUUCUCAUGAGUGGUUCUUACUUUCACGGUGCAGAAGCCUUGUCAAACUAUCACUAGGCACAUAAGACUAUCCACAGAAAAAGUACCCAAAACGAUAUCUACCAAUGCCUUAUUAAAUGUGAGUGUGACAGAACCCUAUUAAUUUUCUCAGACGCUCUAGGCUCUCAUUAUAAAUAUUUCCAAGAGCCACAGUGGAAAUUAGUCGAGUUCUCAUGAGUGGUUCUUACGCUCACGGUGCAGAUCCCUUGUCAAACUAUCACUAGGCUCAUGAAACUAUCGAUAUACAAUGUCAAUGUCAAUUAGGUAAGUAAGUAUAAAGGUGAGUAACUACCUCUCUAAACUAAGAUAUGGAGAAGCUAAUAGUAAAAAAAAAAACAGAUUCUAUACUAACAAAUCAUUCCCACUAACCUCUACCAAAGGCUUACCAACUGUGGGUGUGUGAGCCACGAAAUGAUUGAGAAUGUGAGCCGAAGUACUGUAACGUGUCAUUUCUUAUCCGAAUUUUUGGACGGUAGCGGCCAUAUAGUCUGCGUCAGAAUUUACCUGGUUGUGACUUUGUGUUGUUCUGCCUUUCUUACGGGACGUGUAUGCCCUGUCUCUCUACUGGUUUGCAGCGCGCACUCUUGAGCGGGGAAGGUUACUUUAUCCUAAGUUCGGUAAGACUUAAAUAGAGAAAAACAAACAAAAAGAAAGAUAUAAAGCAAACAACCUCAGCAUUGAAAUUAAAAUACACAAAACAAUCAAUAAAAAUACAGCAUUGAAAUUGAACACACUCAUCUACGUUCUUAUAGGGUAGCAGUCAUCAGCGGGGUUUGAUUUUCCAUUUAGUUUUGCCCUUGAGCUGCUAUCUUUGCAGUAAAAAAAAAAAAAAAAAAAAAA
This is a messenger RNA of Eriocheir sinensis (Chinese mitten crab), 4206 nucleotides long. Its product is annotated as junctional adhesion molecule B-like. The record is from RefSeq and is a predicted model, not a curated record. The transcript is spliced from 9 exons. NCBI's taxonomy places the organism in Eukaryota, Metazoa, Arthropoda, Malacostraca, Decapoda, Varunidae. Gene Ontology annotation, biological process: synapse organization. The coding region runs from base 168 to 1007 and encodes 279 amino acids. Gene Ontology annotation, cellular component: neuron projection membrane.